Oncorhynchus kisutch (coho salmon) is the source of this 4202-nucleotide messenger RNA. RefSeq names its product rhodopsin kinase GRK1-like. The transcript is spliced from 7 exons. The record is from RefSeq and is a predicted model, not a curated record. Bases 384 to 2075 code for a protein of 563 amino acids. Gene Ontology annotation, cellular component: cytoplasm. Gene Ontology annotation, biological process: signal transduction; protein phosphorylation; visual perception. Gene Ontology annotation, molecular function: ATP binding; rhodopsin kinase activity. NCBI's taxonomy places the organism in Eukaryota, Metazoa, Chordata, Actinopteri, Salmoniformes, Salmonidae.
UCUCAGUCUCAGGUCUGCUCCGGUCCCAGUAAGGAGAAUCAGUGCUCCCUGUUUGUCUCUUUCUCUCUCUCUCUCUGCAUCCUGCGCUCCAGGGGUACAGACAGACAGAUCACCCCUCUGCUCUCUACUGAAUCACUACAGUCUGGGGGAAACUCUAAUCCUUUCAUUUCCUGUGAACAUUUUGGUCAUCCGGCCGUCUGUCCUUCUGUUUACUCCUGUCCUUCUCCUCCUCCUUUCCUCUCCCCCUCUUCUUCUAUCUGUGUCCACGACGAGAGGAGUUGUCUGGGGAUUUUCUCAUUCUCCCUCCUGAUCUGUUUCCCAGAGGAGCUCGGCACUUCUCUUCUGUUCUUCUCCCUUUGUUUCUGCCUCCAUCCUUCAUCGCCAUGGAUAUGGGCAGCCUGACAACAGUGGUGGCCAACUCGGCCUACAUCUCGGCGCGCGGGAGCUUCGACGGCACGGCCAACCCGUCUGCCAACCGAGACAAGAAGUACCACGCCCGCCUGAAGCUGCCUCACAUCACGGUGUGCGAGGGCCUCAGGGAGACUCUGGACCUGGGCUUCCAGACCGCCUGCGUGGAGCAGCCCAUCGGCAAGCGUCUGUUCCAGGAGUUCCUGGAGGCCAACAACGAAUACAAAGGCCCCUGCCGCCUGUGGAAGGACGUGGAGGAGUACAACCAGGCCGAGGACCAGGACCGCGUUAAGAAGGCCUCCAAGAUGCUCUCUCGCUACAUGGAUCCAAGUGCCAAACACUUCUGCCCUUUCCUGCCGGAGAACGACAUCACCAAGGUGAAGGAGAAGCACGCGGAGGCCGGAGACGAUCUGUUCGUGGAGACUCUGACCAGCGUACUGGACUUCCUCAAGGAGGUCCCUUAUACGUUCUACCUGGACAGCAUGCACCUGAAGAGGUUCCUCCAAUGGAAGUGGCUGGAGAUGCAGCCCACGGGAGAGGACUGGUUCAUGGACUUCCGUGUCCUUGGGAAGGGGGGCUUCGGGGAGGUACACGCCACCUCCAUGAAGGCCACGGGGAAACUGUACGCCUGCAAGAAGCUCAACAAGAAGAGGCUGAAGAAGAGGAAAGGAUAUGAGGGUGCGAUGGUGGAGAAGAGAAUUCUGGCACGUGUCCACAGCAGGUUCAUCGUGUCACUGGCCUACGCCUUCCAGACCAAGACUGAGCUCUGUCUGGUCAUGACCAUCAUGAAUGGAGGAGACUUGAGGUAUCAUAUCUACAAUGUGGAUGAGAACAACCCAGGGUUUGAUGAGCAGAGGGCCUGUUUCUACACAGCUCAGAUCAUCCAGGGUAUGGAGCACCUGCACCAGAAGAGAAUCAUCUACAGAGACCUCAAACCUGAGAACGUGUUGUUGGAUAAUGAAGGUAAUGUGCGUAUCUCUGACCUUGGUCUGGCCGUGGAGCUGGAGGACAACCAGACCAAUAUCAAAGGCUACGCUGGGACUCCAGGGUUCAUGGCCCCAGAGCUGCUGAAAGGGGAGGAGUAUGACUGGUCAGUGGACUACUUCACCCUUGGGGUCACACUGUAUGAGUUCAUCGCUGCCAAGGGACCUUUCAGAACCCGAGGAGAGAAGGUGGAGAACAAAGUAGUGAAGAAGAGGAUUCUGAACGACCCCGUGGCCUAUCCGGAGAAGUUCAGUGAGAAAGCCAAGUCCAUCUGCGAGGCGCUGCUGUGCAAGACGGUGGACCAGAGGCUGGGCUUCAAGAACGGGUCCUGCGACGAGCUCCGAGCGCACCCCUUCUUCAGCGAACUCAACUGGAUGAAACUGAACGAAGGGAUCCUGGUGCCUCCGUUUGUUCCCGACUCCAAGACGGUCUACGCCAAGGAUCUGGACGCCGUCGGAGCUUUCUCAACAGUGAAGGGAGUCACCCUGGACGACCCCGACAAGGAGUUCUUUGACGAGUUCGCCUCGGGGAACAUCCCCAUUCCCUGGCAGGAGGAGAUGAUCGAGACGGGGAUCUACGGGGAGCUGAACCUCUGGGGGGUCGGGGGGGCGCUGCCCAACGACCUGCGCAGGGAGAGCAUCCUGGAACAGCCCCCGAAGUCCUCCACCUGCUGCCUGUCAUAGAUCAGAGGUCAAGGGGUAGGGAACAUGGGACUCUUUGGUCGCGUUCCCCCAGACGUUGCAUGCAUCAACCAAUGGUUGCGUGCCACAUCAUCGACCGUGUCAUUGACUGACAGAUAGCUAUAACAUAUAAUGUGGUUAGCUGACACUGUAAGCAAAAAACCAAUCCAGGCGUUGUCAGAUCUGGCAGGCAUAUCAGCAACGCCUGGGCACGGGAACGCCCCCUUUAUGAAUAUCAUUACUAGGAAGGAUAUCAUUGGCCGGCCGAGUGGAGGAAGUAGUCUCGGGCCAAUGGCAGAGACGUGGUCACGAAGGAGGCGGGUGGAUUUAAUGGGAUGGGUUGUAAAACGAUGGAAUGUUUAUUAUAUGUUAUGUAUUAUUAUGUUUAUCAAAAUGAACAAGUUAAAAGACGUUUUAGAUAUCUACACCUGUUUCUUCAUUCUUUUCUUGCUACUACGGCAACUGGUGAAAUGCACCAUUUAUUGUACUUCACCAAAGAGACAGAAUAGUGUUUUAACAGCCGGCCACUAUGCCGAGAAAACUAAAUACAGUCACUGUAAGGUUUUAUUUAUUAUAACAGAACUAUAACGGCUCUGUUUCUGUUGUACUUGUCUGGCUUUUGCUGUUUUUGGAAUGUGAUGUCAUCAAUGCAGUGUGUGUGUGUGUGUGUGUGUGUGUGUGUGUGUGUGUGUGUGUGUGUGUGUGUGUGUGUGUGUGUGUGUGUGUGCGUGUGCGUGUGCGUGUGCGUGUGCGCGUGCGUGCGCGUGCGUGCGUGCGUGCGUGCGUGCGUGCGUGCGUGUGGUGUGUGUGUGUGUGUGCGUGUGCGUGUGCGUGUGUGUGUGUGUGUGUGUAUAUAUAUAUAUAUAAAUGUAAAUAUAUGUAUUUAGAUAGAUAGGGGAGAACUCAUCAACUGGUUUUAUCUGAUUGUCAUGUGCAGUGACAGUAGCUCUCUGUCCCCUCUCUUCACACUCCAUCACAAGUCUCUCAGAUAUACAUCAGUUUAAUGACAGAUAUAAAUCCAACUAGCAUCCAAUAUUUUAUGUCUCUGUUCUACUGUAUAUUCUUAUGCUCCACAAGGUCUUUUCAAAUUACGGUCAGAGGCCUGUGGGUCCUGGUCAAAAGUAGUGCACUAUAUAGGGAAUAGGGUGCCAUGGGCCCUGGUCAAAAGUAGUGCACUAUAUAGGGAAUAGGGUGCCUUGGGCCCUGAUCAAAAGUAGUGCACUAUAUAGGGAAUAGGGUGCCACUUGGGAUGCAUAAUCCAAUAUGGAGUUACAGCAAUGUUGGUUUCUUGAUAAUAAAUACUGAUAUGACAUCAUAAACCCUGUAAGGAGUCACUUAUAAUCACUCAAUACAAAUUCUAAGUUGUACAUGUCACUUUUCAUAUCAGUAGAUAUGUGUGACAUAUCAGUAUAGAUAUGUGUGAAUUAUCAGUAUUUUUAUGUGUGACAUAUCAGUAUAGAUAUGAGUGACAUAUCAGUAUUUAUGUGUGGCAUAUCAGUAUAGAUAUGCGUGACAUAUCAGUAUAGAUAUGCGUGACAUAUCAGUAUUUAUGUGUGGCAUAUCAGUAUAGAUAUGCGUGACAUAUCAGUAUAGAUAUGCGUGACAUAUCAGUAUAGAUAUGCGAGACAUAUCUGUAUAGAUAUGCCUGACAUAUCAGUAUAGAUAUGCCUGACAUAUCAGUAUAGAUAUGCCUGACAUAUCAGUAUAGAUAUGCCUGACAUAUCAGUAUAGAUAUGCCUGACAUAUCAGUAUAGAUAUGUGUGAAGAAAACCGUAAGUAUGACAUAUUUUCAAAUGUUCUUGUUGCACCACGGGGAAUGAGUUGGUUAGGUGGGGUCUGCAGGGGGUGAUUUCUUUUCUUGCUUUUUCUAUAUUGUACAAUAUAUUAUAUUUAUUAUUAUCUUUAUUGUAUAAUAUACUAUAUUGUUUAGGUUGCUUUCCCGAGUGCUAGCACUCUGAUUCCCACACAGGAACCUCUUGUUAAACAGGGUUUUAUGAAUUCCUGUGCAUUUGUUUAAAUACAAAAUGAUCUGUCUAUAUAGAACUUGAGAAACUGUAAAUAACUGUUUAAUUAUACCAUAGAAAUCAUCAUGCUUAUUCAUUAAAAUAAACAUUUCGACAGAAAAUAAAU